Molecule: messenger RNA, 1337 nt
Organism: Cariama cristata (Red-legged seriema)
Lineage: Eukaryota; Metazoa; Chordata; Aves; Cariamiformes; Cariamidae
Gene: MARS2
Product: methionyl-tRNA synthetase 2, mitochondrial
Exons: 2
Biological process (GO): methionyl-tRNA aminoacylation
Molecular function (GO): methionine-tRNA ligase activity; ATP binding
Source: RefSeq, a predicted model, not a curated record
AGAAGAGAGGAUUUUGGGAGGGCCUAUUGGCAGAAGCUCCCCAGUAGCUACAAGGAGGUCAUCAAGAAGAUGGAGCCAGGUUCUUCUAAUGGUACAUGGCAGGAGGAUGAAAGAAUGGACGUGCACUGGACCAAAGAGGAGAAUUACAUGUUCAGGCUGUCGGUGUUUCGGGAUCCGUUGCGGAAGUGGCUCUGGGACAACCCCCGUGCCAUUUCCCCUGAGCCUUUCUACCAGCGCGUGCUCCACUGGCUGGAAGAGGACUUGCCGGACUUGUCCGUCUCUCGUGAGAGAAGCCGGCUGCAGUGGGGUAUCCCUGUCCCCAGUGACUCGACACAAACUAUUUAUGUAUGGGUGGAUGCCUUGGUGAACUAUCUGAGCGUGGUGGGCUACCCCGAGACGCACGGUGAGUGGUGGCCAGCUGCGCACCACGUUGUCGGCAAGGACAUCCUCAAGUUUCAUGCUAUCUACUGGCCAGCACUGCUGAUGGCAGCGGGGCUGGCCCCCCCUGAGCGAAUCUUCGUGCACUCCCACUGGACUGUUGCGGGACAGAAGAUGUCCAAAAGCCUGGGCAAUGUGAUUGACCCCUUUGCUUGUAUUGGACAGUACACCGUAGAUGGAUUUCGGUACUUCCUGCUAAGGCAGGGUGUACCGGAGCGGGAUUGUGACUAUUAUGAUGAGAAGGUGGUUAAGCUAGUGAAUUCAGAGCUGGCAGAUGCACUUGGGGGGCUUCUGAAUCGAUCAACAGCCCUCAGCAUUAACCCCAGCAACACUUACCCUUGUUUCUCUGAGUCUUGUUUUCCAAAGGUCUUGGAUUACAGGGAGACAAAAGGCACGGGCAGGGCUUCUGCUGAAGACUAUGAGUUUGUGGCAUCUGUUGCUUCUCUGCCUCUGCAGGUGGCUAGUUAUUUUGAAGGUUUCCAGAUCUACAAGGCUUUAGAAUGUAUCGCCCUGUGCGUAAGGCAGACCAAUGGUUUCUUCCAGAGACACAGGCCUUGGAAACUCGACCGAAAAGACCCUGCAGACCAGCUCUGGCUUGACACCAUCAUCCACGUUACGCUGGAAUGCCUGCGUGUCUACGGGACUCUCCUGCAGCCUGUGAUCCCACACACUGCAGACAAGUUGCUUUCCAGGCUGGCUGUUGAGCCAGAAGAGAGAGGUCUCUCAAGUUUGAUGUUUCUGCCACGCUACAAUGGGAAGCCGUGUCCCUUUGAAGGGAGACAGCUUGGGCCUGACACCGGCGUCUUGUUUCACAGACUAGAGAAGUCCAGACAGCAUCAGAGAGAAACCAAGAAGCUCUAGUCUCUGACAAACAGCUACCGUAAAUAAAAGUCUCCGGG